This is a messenger RNA of Mycena indigotica, 1020 nucleotides long. RefSeq names its product Cyclin pch1. The record is from RefSeq and is a predicted model, not a curated record. Gene Ontology annotation, biological process: positive regulation of DNA-templated transcription, elongation; regulation of transcription by RNA polymerase II. The coding region runs from base 31 to 1020 and encodes 329 amino acids. Gene Ontology annotation, cellular component: cyclin/CDK positive transcription elongation factor complex; nucleus. The transcript has 6 exons. NCBI's taxonomy places the organism in Eukaryota, Fungi, Basidiomycota, Agaricomycetes, Agaricales, Mycenaceae. Gene Ontology annotation, molecular function: cyclin-dependent protein serine/threonine kinase activator activity.
UCUUGCUCUCACACUCCGUUCCGAAUCUCCAUGAACCAAUGGAUCUUCCCUUUGACUGCCCUCCAUGCAACGCCCUCAACUUGGCCCAUGCACAAACAACUCUACGACCGUGCCAGAGGAAUAGAAUUUCUUUUCCGUCUUGGCUCGUCUCUUGUCCUACCUACUUCUGCCAUCCUUACUGCGGCAGUAUGGUUUCAUAGAUUUUACAUGCGAUUUGCGAUGGAGGAUUACCACCGUCAGGAUGUCGCUGCAUCGUGCAUCUUCCUUGCCACGAAAACGGAGGAGUGUGGCAGGAAACUCCGUGAUGUUGCGCGUAUAACGCAAGCCAAGGUCCUCGGUCGUGAUAUUCCGCCCGACAGCAAAGAGGUGGAGCAGUGUCAGGCGCAAAUACUUCUCACUGAGGAAGCCCUGCUUGAGGCAUUGUGUUUCGAUUACGUGGUUGAGAGCCCACACAGCAAGCUCGUGGACCUGUUUGAUGCCCAUGACCAAGAUAUCCUCGUCCAAGAAUGUGCUUGGAGUUUUGCCCACGACUCGUUUCGGACGACACUAUGUCUCCACUACCCACCUCAAAUCAUAGCUGCUGCAUGCUACGUUCUUGCUCAACGUGUUAUUGAUGGGCCCAAUUCCAUUUCCCUCGAUGCUCGAAUUUCAUCCUCUGCUCCAAGAGCAUCGCUUCCCACACCCCCAACCCACAAACCACCUUCUCCAGACGUCUCUCGGAUUGCCAUUGACUAUUUUUCCUUUGGCGAAGUGGAACUCGUUGCUGUUGCAGAGGCAUUGAGUAUUCUCCUCGAAUUUUAUAGAGCACAGCGAGUCGAAGACCACGAGCAUCUGUCGUAUGUUGUCGAGGUCACUCCCCCUACUACUCCACCUCGAGAGGCACUAUAUGUUCCACUAUCUCAGAUCGCAGCCCCACCUGUCCCGCCUCCAAAUGACACAGUUUCUGGACGAACUCCCGCUUCGUCCUAUGGAGGGCGUACACCCGCCAAUAUCCAAGAACCCGGCCAGGUGGCGGAAUAA